Messenger RNA from Temnothorax curvispinosus, 6856 nucleotides. It is a transcript of the gene Pi4KIIIalpha, whose product is annotated as phosphatidylinositol 4-kinase alpha. The record is from RefSeq and is a predicted model, not a curated record. Gene Ontology annotation, cellular component: cytoplasm; plasma membrane. Gene Ontology annotation, biological process: phosphatidylinositol phosphate biosynthetic process; phosphatidylinositol-mediated signaling. NCBI's taxonomy places the organism in Eukaryota, Metazoa, Arthropoda, Insecta, Hymenoptera, Formicidae. Bases 60 to 6440 code for a protein of 2126 amino acids. The transcript is spliced from 23 exons. Gene Ontology annotation, molecular function: 1-phosphatidylinositol 4-kinase activity.
UCUGAAUUGCUCCAGUCUGUCAGUAGUGUCAGUGGCGAGUGGCGAAAUCGAUCGGCAAAAUGGUGGCGGACGAGAGGUUGUUUUUCUCGAACGCCGUCCAACAAUUGGCGAGAUGUUUGGCCGCUAUCAAGCCCACGCCGUGGGAAAAAGUAGCCAAGCUGUACAAGUUAUGUCCACAAGAUUCCGCUCUGGGUGUAUUCCGCCUGGAUCAGAGAGGUCAGGAUGCGACCAUCGCAUUGGGAAUUUAUUUUUUGGAAUCCGGCCUCCAGCACCGGGAUAAAAUUUUGCCGUAUCUAUUGAGAUUAUUGCGCGGUCUUCCAAAGGCGGUGUGGCGCGACGAGGUGAAAGUUUCGCUCGCCGAACGGGUUCCGGUCGCGGAACGAUUCAGCUUCUGCCUGAACACCCUGCUGAGCGAUGUGGCGGCCAGGUGCGAACCGGCGCGAGAAGAGAUCAUCUCGACCCAGGUCGAGAUACUCGCCGUUCUGACCAAUCUGAUACGUGGAUACAAGGAUCAAAAUAGCAAUAGGGGAUUGCAAGCGAAAAUAUCGCUAUGCAAGUGCCUGGUCCCGGUGCUGAUCGGUCUGGCAAGAUCCAUGGGUCGCUUCGCGUGUACGGAUCCGCCGUUGCUCUGCCGUAUCUUUCCACGGCGCGAUACGCCCUCGCCGGCAAGCAGCGCGGAAAUUCGCUUGAUGCCCGAUAAGAAACAGCACAGCUUCUCGAACUUCAGGCCCAUAAUCCCGCGAUCUCUGAGUGGCAAUUUUAAUUCUUGUAUCGACAACUCGUUGCCGGGCUACGAGAGUCACGAUUAUCACUGCGGCAAGAGACCGUCGCUGCAGUCCUUCCUGUCGGUGCCGUACGAUCCGACGACGUAUUUCUUCAGCCGUUACGGAUCGAGUUUCAAUCAGUUCCCGCAGAUGCGUUGCAACGAGAGCCCCGAGAGAAGGGCCGGGAUGCAGUUUACCGUGGUGCAUUUACAGAGUGUGCUGGCUUUGGCCAAAAAAUUACUUACCAAGGAGAUCCUGACGUUUCUGGAUGAAGAGGCACAGCAAGUGUACAGUUCCGGCCAAGUACACAUUUUCCCGUAUCGUACGUUCAGCGAGACGAUGAAUCUCGUUAUGGUAGCUUUGUUGCGCGAGCUGCUGCAAAAUCAGCGCGACUUACCGGCUCCGUUCACGAGGGACGUGCAGGAAUUCGUCAAGGGUCUGUUUCUCUCGGGUCAAACGGAGCUGCAAUCGCGGCAGCACGACGCGAGCGAGCGUGAAGACAUCGACACAAAUUUCCGGACUGUGAAUCGCUUUAAGGUGAACGUGAUGGCCAACUCCGCGUGCGUGGACCUGCUAGUCUGGGCGAUCGGUGAUGAAACAGUACCCGGCGAAUAUGAUUUGUCCGCGCUGUUCGCAGAUAUCAGUUCAAUGCUGAUCGGCAAGGGUGCGGAUAGUUUGUGCGGACGACUCGUGGAGAAGAUUAAUUCCAAUCACGGGCCCAAGCUCGUGCUGGCGCACAUGCCGUUGCUGUUGGUUUGUCUCGAGGGACUGGGAAAAUUGGCGCAGAAAUUUCCCAACAUAGCCAGCACGUCUAUAUACUACCUACGGGACUUCCUCAUCGCGCCAUCGCCAAUUCUUUUGAAGCUAUAUCGACAGCACAGUGAAUACUCCAUGAAGGAACAUCAGUUUAAAGUGCUGGUCCAAGGGAAGGAAAUAAGCGACUCGAAACAGACGACAUCGUCGGUGCACACGGCGUUUGCGAAACUUCGCGACGCGGCCAUCGGCAACCUCUGCAUCGCUCUGGAAGCUGCGCAUUCUGUGAAUCCGGACUGCGUCCCAGCGCUCGUGGCCAGUGUCUCGAACAGAUUAUACACCGCGGACAUAUCCGAUGGCGAGAGCGAUGAGAAAUUAAAAAACGAAGUGGUAUCGAAGAACAUCGUGAUCAUGUUGGGCCACGUCGCCGUGGCGCUGAAGGACACCCCGAAGACGAUGCGCACGAUCUUUCCGUUUUUCCAGCAGCUUUUCUGCCGCACUCCCAGCGACCUCGACUUCCUCAUAGUGGAUCAAUUGGGCUGCAUGAUCAUUGCCAAGUGCGAACCAAAGAUUUAUGAAGGGAUUAUGCAGAUGUUCUCCAUGUCGUUGGGGUCGAGUACAGCAACGUACGCCGCGAACGACGAUCGGAAACAAUACUGCCAUGUUUCCAAGGCGGUUACAAACGCCCUGGCGAACAUAGCGGCAAAUCUACAGGGCGAAUCGGAGUUGGACGACUUGCUGCUGCAUCUUCUGGAACUGUUCGUGCAGUUGGGCCUCGAGGGUAAACGCGCCAGCGACAAGAUGCCGAAUAGUAUCGUUGCGACGAAAGCAGCUAGUAGCGCUGGAAAUCUAGGAGUACUCAUCCCCGUGAUCGCGAUAUUGGUGCGACGUCUACCACCGAUCAGACAUCCGCAGAAACGACUUCUGAAGCUGUUCAAGGACUUUUGGUUGUACUGCGUUAUAAUGGGCUUCGCCGCGGAUCAUCCCUCGAGAUUGUGGCCGCCUGAAUGGUACGAUGGCGUCAAGGAGAUCGCUGUCAAGUCACCCUACCUUAUCUCUCAGACCAGCGCGCGUCUCGAGAUGCGAGAAUUGCAGUAUACGUCGGCGGUGCGCAACGACAGUGUCUCGUUGAAUGAGCUACAAGAGCUGCGGAGUCAAAUAUUGAAGAUAAGCACCCGUACAAAUGAUAUAUCGGCAUACGUGACCAAGCUACAGUUCGCGCAGUGCACAUACUUGCUCUCCGUUUAUUGGUCAGAGACCUUACGGGUGGCUAACAGUCCUGAACCGAGUCUGCAACCGAUAAUGCAGUACCUGUGCGAUACCGAUUUGCAAAAAGACAAGAGCGGCAUGUGGCAGUGCAUAUGCUGCGUAGCGGACUCCGUAUUUACGAAAUUCAAGGAUGUGAUGCAGCGCAAACCGAAGGACGAGCAACGUGAGAAGGAGCUCGAGAAUCACGCGCAAUUUCUGCUGGUGCACUUCAAUCACGUGCACAAGCAAAUCAGGCGGGUGGCAGACAAAUACCUCAGUGCUUUAGUGGACGCUUUCCCGCAUCUAUUGUGGAACUGUAAAGUCCUUUGGAGUAUGUUGGACAUAUUACAGAUUUUAUCGUAUUCGUUACAACUCGACCCAAAUGAAGAAACGCCUAGCUUAAGAAUACCCGGCACGCCAUAUAGCAUCGAGUUGAUGAACACUAUUGAAGCAAGAGAGAUUAUCGUGAAGGAUUUUACCGCGAGAUGCAAGGGCAUUGUGCAGGAAGCCAUGAAGUGGGCGCCGCAAGCUACCAGGUCGCAUUUACAAGAGUACAUCAAUCAAAUACCGUCUGCUGGCAUGCGACAUCAUUCUGGUUUGUCGUUGGCCAUUGACUCGGUUCUCGAAUUCGUGGACACCGCGAUUCCCACAAUAGUUCCAGCAAAUACGAAUUCGUUGGAUAAGAGACCACGCGCCGUAAAGGGCGCGAGUUCGUGGCUGCUGUCGAUGAUGUCUACGAGAUCGUGGCACGCCGGCGAGGUGGCGGGUAUGCUUGCCCUUGCACGCACCGAAUCGCCAACCGCGGAGGUGACUCUGGAAGAAUGUAGGGACAAAGUCGUCGAGAGAUUGAUCGAGGCUGUCCAUCGCGCCUGUCAGGAUCGCGAUGAUACCAUUCAUCGCGGAGCUCUUUGGCGCGCUACCGCUCUUUUGAUAUCCAUGCCUGGUAUACAUAGACGGUUGUUACACUCGGUCGCGUGCUCGCAGAUAGAACUGUUCACGACCGCAGCCAUGACCACAGCGGUCGAGUGCUGGCAGUGGAUCCUAACUGUACGGCCAGAUUUGAAAUUGCGAUUUUUGCAAGAGAUGUUACUCGCGUGGCAGUAUACCGUUGACAAGAGGAUGGGCUUGUUCGCACCGAACGAGGAGGAGGUCAGUCCGCUCGCGGUCUACGAGGGCUGCAAACUCGGACCUAAUCCGCCACAGGUGAAACCGCACGAUAUCUGGGUGACCUUCAUAGUGGAGCUCGUCGAGACAGCCAAGUAUUGUUGCCAGGAGACGGUCGAUAUGAUCGCCCUACUCCUGCAUCGCUCGUUACCCAUGACUGUCGGUGCAUCCGGCGAGGAAGCCGGUAUCACUCGACACGUCGCCGCGGUUGGCGUGCGUUUUAAACUUCUCUCAUGCGGCUUGGUACUGCUGCAAGGUGACGUUUUACCAAGAACUUUAAGUAAGAAUGUCCUGCGAGAACGUAUCUAUUCCAAUUGUCUGGAUUACUUCUGCCGAGAACGUCAAUUGCCGACCCAAGAGAUCGACCAGCUUAGCGAAGACAUAGUUACGCUGAUACGCUUUUGGCAGGUAAUGCAUAGCGACAAAAAGUACUUAAUGAUGACAGGGGCCGAUAACGAAUUUGAGAUCGUGACAUCUCAAACUUAUACAACCGCGAUGAUUCCAAGCGAGACAAUUGGUUCGUUAGCUGCCACGCUAGCUCCUACGCCGAACGACUUCUCGAGAUCGUCCAGCAACGUAUGGAUGAACACCAUGCCUAUGUCGACCAGUACCAAUACAUUGAGCAAACGCAGCAAUCGCAGCAAACGAAUUGUAAACGCCAAUGUUCUCGUGAAAGAUUACAUCAAAAAGAGAAAUUUGAUUCUCGAGUUGUUAGCGGUUGAAAUCGAAAUGUUACUGGUCUGGCGUAAUCCCAGCGGAAGACCGGAACUCGCGUUGCAAGGAGAAGGAAGUAUCGCGGACUGGCGUGCCAAGGGGAUGAACGAUCGCUGGCGAGAAUAUACGCGACUCGCGUGGGAGAUCAGUCCUGUUCUGGCCAUAUUCUUGCCGGUGCGGUUAAAGAAUCACGAAGUCAUCAUCAAGGAGAUUUGCGGCCUGGUGCGCCUUAAACCCGUGAUAGUCAUGCAUGUGUCGGAAGCAUUGCAGUAUCUCGUUACGACGGAUACGCUUCUCAACGAUGUACCUGAAUUAGUUUAUAUGUUAACGUGGGCGAGAGUGUCUCCGAUUCAAGCGCUGGCGUUUUUCUCGCGACAAUUCCCGCAUCAUCCCAUCUCUGCGCAAUACGCAGUGCAAGUAUUGGACAGCUAUCCAGCCGACGCUGUGCUUUUCUAUAUACCCCAGCUAGUGCAAGCUGUCCGUCACGACACAAUGGGCUAUGUAAUCGAGUUUAUUAAGAAGAUUGCUAAACGAUCACAGGUGGUGGCACAUCAAUUGAUAUGGAACAUGCACACUAAUGUAUACAUGGACGAGGAUAAGCAGGUGAAAGAUCCAGUGCUGUACGACGUCUUAGAUUCGUUGACGAAGAAUAUUCUGAACGCCCUGUCCGGCCCGGCGAAACAAUUCUACGAGAGGGAGUUCGACUUUUUCGAGAAGAUCACUAACAUCUCGGGCGAAAUCCGGCCGUAUCCCAAAGGGCCGGAACGCAAAGCCGCGUGCUUGGAUGCUUUAGCUAGGGUCAAAGUACAACCUGGUUGCUAUCUGCCGUCGAAUCCCGAGGCGAUGGUCAUCGAUAUAGAUUAUCAGAGUGGCACUCCUAUGCAAAGUGCUGCUAAGGCGCCGUUCUUAGCGCGCUUCAAAGUACAGAAGUACGGCAUCAACGAGCUCGAGAAUAUCGCGCUAGCGGUGUCGACCAACGGGAAAGUCGAGAACAAGAGAGAAACGGAAGAGCAGACAUGGCAGGCCGCUAUUUUUAAAGUCGGCGACGACGUCAGACAAGACAUGCUCGCCCUGCAAGUGAUCAGCAUUUUUAAGAACGUAUUCCAGAAGGUGGGGCUGAAUCUCUUCCUGUUUCCCUACAGAGUGGUAGCUACAGCUCCCGGGUGUGGCGUGAUAGAAUGUGUGCCGCAUGCAACGUCAAGGGAUCAACUCGGCCGUACAACAGACAGCGACAUGUAUCAAUACUUCAUCACGCAACACGGCGACGAGACGACCAAGGAGUUCCAAAACGUUCGUCGUAACUUCGUCAAGUCGAUGGCGGCUUACAGCGUAAUCACCUACCUCCUGCAGAUAAAGGACCGUCACAACGGCAAUAUCAUGAUAGACACUCAGGGUCAUAUCAUACACAUUGACUUUGGCUUCAUGUUCGAGAGCUCGCCUGGCGGUAAUUUGGGCUUUGAGCCCGAUAUCAAGCUCACUGACGAGAUGGUCCUCGUGAUGGGCGGCAAAAUGGAAGCUGCGCCGUUCCGCUGGUUCGUGGAACUGUGCGUGCAGGCCUUCCUCGCAGUUAGGCCCUACCAGGAAGCCAUCAUCUCCCUCGUCUCCCUCAUGCUCGACACGGGAUUACCGUGCUUCCGCGGACAGACUAUCAAGCUCCUACGCAGCCGGUUUGUGCCGACCGCCACCGAUCGUGACGCGGCGAUCUUUAUGAUCAAUGUAAUACGUAAUAGCUACCUCAACUUCCGUACGAAAACUUACGAUAUGAUACAGUAUUAUCAGAAUCAAAUCCCCUAUUGAAUCAUUACCGGAAAAUUUACUUCCGCCUCCUUCCCCUCCUUCUUCCCCGUCCAGGUGAUUGUUUACGGGCGACGCUUUGCGCUCGCUAUGACUGUUGUUGUCGAAUUAGAAUCAGGUAUUAGAAUCAGUACUUGAGGUACUGCAGUUGUUAGAUAUCACAUUAUAACUACUGACUGUGAAACUGUACAAAUGUAUUGGUGUCAAUAUUAUUUUAGUCCCACUGUGUAUUUUACGAAAGCGUUUAGCCUUGUAUGUAUGUAAUAAUGUAUCAUAAUUAUCUAUGAGAGAUGGCUUAUAUAUGUAUAUGCAUGUACAUGUAUCUGCUGUACGCAGCACAUCUGUAUACGAGUACAUUCCUGUCCGUUAUUAAUUUAUGUAUUGUUAAUGAAUAAAAAUUAAAUUACUUUAACCAUGAA